Molecule: messenger RNA, 5928 nt
Organism: Anthostomella pinea
Lineage: Eukaryota; Fungi; Ascomycota; Sordariomycetes; Xylariales; Xylariaceae
Source: the annotation of a GenBank genome assembly
AUGGGUGCAGAUCUAGUCGAGUUCUCCGCGUUCAAGGAAAGCCUCGAGGAAGCAAACAUCUAUUUUCGUUCGCUCGGCUGUACAUGGUCCGUUCUGGAUGAACUAAGCGCAACCCCGUUGUCCUCCCGGAUUGACGACCCAAGGCUCGCGCAGCCUCUGUGUACCGCACUCCAGGUUGCUCACGUUGAUCUUCUCACAGCCUGGGGUGUUUCAUCACAAGCGGUGGUUGGCCAUUCAUCUGGGGAGAUCGCCGCUGCAUAUUGCACGGGAGCGCUCACGAGAGAAUCUGCGUGGCUUGUCGCCUAUUUCAGGGGCGAGGCUGUCACAAAGCUUGCUGUGCAUCCACAAAAUUCGAAAGGAGCCAUGCUCGCUGUUGGUUUGUCUGAGGUCGAGCUGGAACCGCAUAUCGCCGCCGUCGUUGCUGAAGGAGAAGCAAGCAACCUGACAUGUGCCUGCAUCAACAGUUACCAGAGCACAACAGUCGCUGGUGUUGAGAGUUACAUCGACAAGCUCGCGUCGCGCUUGCGGUCCAACAAAAUCUUUGCGCGUAAGCUCAAUGUACCGGUCGCUUAUCACUCGCCCCAGAUGCUUCAGGUUGCGGACGCCUACAAGGCAAUGCUCGAAGGCUAUCUGGCCACCAGGCCCCAGAGCGCCUGCUCACCGCGGCCGUUGUUUUUCUCGUCUGUCCUAGGGUCGGAACUAUCGGACGAAGACUUAUGCCAGGCAAGCUAUUGGGUCUCGAAUCUCGUUUCCAAAGUGAGGUUCUCUGAGGCUGUCAAACUCAUGGUGUCAUCGUUAUCCGAACCCAAGCCCGCGGUCUUACCCUAUCUGAUCGAGGUGGGACCCCAUCCCACAUUACAGAGACCUGUCAAGGAGAUUUUGGGUGAUGAUGCUGACUACAUGUACGACCACAUUGUUCAACGUAAUCAGUCUUCGGGCAGGACAGCGAUGGAGAUGCUCGGGAAGCUCGUAAUUCAUGGAUACCCGGUCAACGUUGAAGCUGCAAACAACUACGCCAGCAGUGGUUAUGAGCCGAAGAUGCUUCUGAACCUCCCUCGGUACCCUUUCAACCAUACGCAGUCUUAUUCGCUUGAGAGCAGGCUGUCGAGGAACCGUCGUUUUCGCAAAAGCCCACGACAUGAGUUGCUUGGCAACCCUACCACUGACUGGAAUCCCUAUGAGCCUAAAUGGCGCUUCACGAUACGCGAGUCUGAUCUUCCAUGGGUCGUCGAUCACAAGAUUGACGGAACCGUCUUGUAUCCCGCAGCCGGUAUGCUGGCAAUGGUCCUUGAGGGCGCCCGGGCGCUUACUACUGGAGACACCACCGUCGUUGGCUACCGGCUAAGGGACGUGAGCGUCACGAGUGCUUUAGUUGUGCCUAUCACCGAUGAUGGGAUCGAAACGCAGUUACAUAUGCAUCCGCAUUCCAGGCUUCCGGCCGACCGGAGUGCACCGGCUUGGGCAUUCGCGAUAUACUCCGUCAUGGACAACAACUGGGAAUUGCACAUCUCAAGUCAAGCGUUUACAGUACAACGCGCGACUACAGAUCUGGUUUCCGGGGGUAUCCUGGACGGAUGCGCUCAGCCUGCACACGCCAACGGUUUCUCGGAAGCCAGUGGACGCUGCACGGAUCGCAUCGACUCGGCUCAGUUCUAUUCUGAUAUUCACAAGAAAGGAUUCCACUUUGGCAAAACUUUCCAGACACUUGACGAUAUCUCGGUCAACCAUAGAGACCGCGAGGCUACAGCCCGGGUCACUUUUGGACAGUGGACACAGCUAGUAAGACAACACGAGCUCCGCGACCAUAUCAUCCACCCAUCCACCCUCGAUAGUCUCUUACACGUCCUCUUCGCGUCUACCCGCCAAUCCUGGCAUGUCUGGCCCACCAUGGUUCCAACAAGAUUCUCCGAUGUUUAUAUUUCCUGUGGCUUACUGGAAGGACUACGAGAAGACGCAAUGCUUCUUCAUGGCAAGAUCAUCAGCCGCGGUAUUUCUCAUAUGGACGGUGAUGUAGUCGCCGUGGACAGUGUCACCAAAGCCCCCAUGAUCAUAGCUCGCGGCUGUAGGCUGUCUGCGUUUCACGCUAGCAACCAGCAGGAGGGCAUGCUACCCAAGCUGGCGACACUUUUUCAUCAACUGCAUUGGAAGCCCGACAUAAGCCUCAUGUCCCAAUGCCAGAUUGAAGAGUACUGUUGUCGAGAGCCACGUGGCUUGCCUGGACAUGAAAUCGAUCGACGCACAGAAACCGUAUGCCGUCAUUUCAUGUCUACGGCGCUUGAGGCCCUCCUUGAUACCUUCUUGCCCUCAAAACCUGAGCUGCAGAAUUACACUCAAUGGGCGACGGGAUUUCUCGAACGCGAAAAACAGGCUACAUCAGACCUUAUCCAGGAUUGGUCUGGGUUCGAUCAGGACGGCAUGGGCUCUAAUCUGAUCGAUGAUUACCGAGCGAGUUCGUCCGCAAAUAACAGCCUCGUGUUGUUCCUCAGUAACCUGCCCGCCAUACUCGCUGGAGAGGUCGAUCCACUCCAUCUGAUGUUUAAUGAUGGUGUUGCCGAGAGCUUCUACGAGAGGCCAAUAUUCAGCCUUUCGGCGUACAGGAUUGCUCUCUACAUGGAUCUCUUGGCCCACAAGAACUCGAACAUCCAUAUUAUUGAAGUUGGUGCAGGAACCGGUAGCGCCACAAACGCUGUCUUGGACGUUCUUUCACGUCAAGGGAGGUUCACAGGCUCCUCACCACGAUUCAACAAGUACGACUUCACAGACAUCUCGCCGAGUCUCUUUGCCAAGGUCCAGGAACGUUACGCGGGAUAUUCGAGCGGCAUGAGAUACAAAACCCUGGACAUUGGGCGCGAUCCAACAGAGCAAGGCUUUGAACCCAACUCCUACGAUGUUGUCAUUGCUGCUUCAGUGCUGCAUGCGACCGAGAACAUUGAGACGACGUUGGAAAACGUCAAGAAGCUACUCAGACCUGGUGGGCAACUCAUCUUCGCGGAACCCACGAACCAUCGAAUAGCAACCAUACCCUGUUUCUCUGGUGUUCUCCCUGGCUGGUGGCUUUCUACGGACGAAUUCAGAACCUCAGGUCCACUCCUAAGUAAACAGGAUUGGAACCGAGCGCUGCUUCACGCCGGUUUUGAGGGCUUGCGAGUGUCGCUAUCUGAUGACGUCGAGGAAAACCACGUGCUGACUGUCAUGGUGUCCUGCUUGCCAUCAUCAGCGAAUCACAAGAAUGACCCCACGACCGUCAUCAUUGCAGAAACGGGUGAGCAGCGUGAGAUCGCCAAUACUCUCCAAGCAGAACUUGCCUCGCGCACAGAGAGCGCAUGUGAUAUUCACUCACUGGACUCAUAUGUUUCGGUGCCCGACAAGUACGAGCAAUGCAUAUCUCUGAUAGAGAUAUGGAAUCCCGUCCUUGACCGAAUGACCGAGGUCCAAUUCCAAGCACUUCAGCAAAUACUCCGGGCGUCCAAGCAGAUAAUCUGGGUGAAUGAUUCUUGCGGAGAGGUUCCUUCCAAACCCGAGUCCUCCAUGAUUUCUGGCUUCGGAGAGACCAUCAUGCGUGAAAACCCAGACACGAGUUUCAUUCAUCUUAACUUGGAUCCAGGGCCUUCGGUCGCAACCGACAUCCUGCGGAUUGUUCAGCAUAGGCGCAGCGUGCAUACUCGACAAAUGGAGACCGACUUACUGAAGCAGUCAGACGUCUUCUUGAUCCCGAGAGUGGUCGAAGCUCCUCAUAUCAAUAAGCUUCUAGAAUAUGAGAGUGGCGGAACGCUCCCCAAAGCGACAGCAGUGGACAAAGAAUGGGAGUCCGCCGAUAAUGCAUUGGAACUGCAUCAUAUCCCUAAGGGCCUCGACUCGUUCCACUAUGCCUUCGACCCACGACCGUUGCAAGCGCUCCACGAGAGUGAAGUCCGAGUGCUAGUCAAGGCGACUGGAAUCAACUUCAAAGACGUCAUGGUUGCCUUGAAUCAGGUGGCCGACGACCACAUCGGCCAGGAAUUCGCUGGUGUCGUCACGCAGAUCGGGUCGAGCUCAGAGACAACCUUUCGUCCAGGUGACAAAGUGUGCGGCUUCACAGAUGGAAGUUUUCGCACUUUCGUGCGUGCGAAGAAUUCCCACCUCAUGAAAGUUCCCGAAUCCAUGCCUUUUGGUGAAGCAAGCGCAAUACCUAUCGCAUAUGCCACAGCCCACGGGGGCAGUGGGCAGGCUGCUGUACAAAUAGCGCAGAGCGUUGGCGCGACAGUAUAUGUCACUGUCAGCACUCCUGAGAAGAAGAAACUUCUAAUGGGCCGAUAUCACAUCCACUCUGAUCAGUUCUUCUCGAGCCGCCACCUUGCCUUUGCGCAGCAAAUCAUGCAGAGAACUGACGGUAGAGGCGUGGACGUCGUCCUCAACUCUCUCUCUGGCCAAGCAUUGACGGAAACCUGGAGGUGCCUUGCGGCAUUCGGAAGAUUCAUCGAACUUGGCAAACGAGACAUCGCCGCCUUCAAAGAUCUUCCCAUGGAGCCUUUCCAACGUAACGUUUCAUUCUGCUCGCUUGACCUCGCCGUGGUUAGCAAGCACAACGAUGCCUUGAUGAGAAAGAUCAUGCGGGAGGUUCAGUCGCUGGUUCUGGAUGAGUCCACACGGAAGUACAGUGCAGCAUACCCUCUGACGGUGUUCAAGCGUUCGGGCUUUGAAGAUGCGUUCAGACUCCUCCAGACUGGACAGCAUUCCGGUAAAGCUGUGGUUGACUGGGAGCAAGAUGACAUUUUGCAGGUGAUCCCGAAAAGGGAGCUGGACUACGAGUUUGACAGCAAUGCUACCUAUUUUAUCACUGGUGGGCUCGGUGGGGUUGGAAGGAGCAUCGCUGCGUGGAUGUCCCGGCACGGCGCAAAGCAUCUCGUCUUGCUCUCACGCUCUGGUGUUAAAACACCUGCUGCUGUGGAGCUCGUCACCAGCCUAGAGAAUAGCGGUGUCUGUGUUUAUACACCCAGAUGUGAUAUCACUGACGCGGACGCGCUGAAAGCAGUGGUUCAACACGUCCAAGCGAGCAUGCCACCUAUCAGAGGCUGCAUACAGGGCUCGAUGGUCAUCAAGAACAGUAUGUUCCAGGAUUUCACUCUUCGAGAGUUCCAAGCCUCGAUUGACCCCAAAGUAAAGGGGACCUGGAACCUUCAUCACCAGCUCCCACCCCAGAUGGACUUCUUCGUCCUUCUCUCGUCCAUUGCUGGCGUCCAUGGCGCCAGUUCGCAGGCCAAUUAUGCUGCCGCAAACGCCUUCCUCGACGCCUUCGCCAGGUUCCGCCAUGCCCAGGGGCAACGGUGCAUUUCUCUAGACCUUGGAAUCAUCGAAAACAUCGGUUAUAUCGCUGAGCGCAUCGAUGUGGUCCAGGGUUUUGCCAUGUCGUAUCUUGAUUAUAAGAGUCUCCGGGAACAGGACCUGCAUUUCAUGCUCAAAUAUGCUUGCAACCCUCGCCUCAGUGUCUCCUCGCCCUGGGAAACUCAGCUCCUUGGUGCAUUGACAACCCCAGCUUCUGUGAAGCGCGGCGGUUUUAUCCAAGACCAUGGGUGGAUGCGGUUGCCAAUGUUCUGUCACCUUUACCAGAUGGAACAGGACGUGGAGUCGCCAAGCGCCGCCAUACAACCUGAUUCAUCUGGUUUCCAGCUUCGAGCAGCGGAGUCGCUCGACGAAGCGGCUGCUGUGGUCGCGGCCUUGUUGGCGAGGCGCUUGGCACUGUCUCUAGCUGUUCCGGUGGAAGAUAUCGACAUCAAUUGCCCGCCUCAUACCUACGGAGUUGAUUCUCUCCUUGCUGUGGAACUUGUACACUGGUUCUCAACGGAGAUACGGUCCGACAUGCCGACAGUCCAGAUACUGGGCAGCACAACCACCGCGCAGCUGGGAUUAUUAGCUGCGGCGAAGAGCGACCACGUCUUGAACCGUGACUAA